AUGGAAAAAAGAUUAUCUGAAAUCCCCGAACCAAAGCAGUCAAAUCGACGACUUUCUGUCGUUUCCAAUAGUGAUACGGCAAAACCUGAAAAUAAUUCUUCUUUUCAUACUUAUGUUGUCUCCCCAGUUCAAACAUUCUUCCAUUCUCAUGUAGUCCGGCCAUCUAAAGAAACCCCUUUAGUAUUUUAUUCUGUCUUAUUAAUUCUUUUGUCCAUAUUACUUCUUCUUGUCCUUUUGCUUGGUAGUUCUAAAACUAUUUAUUUGUCAAAAUUUACUUUUGACGAACCGAUAAAAUUUAUUACGCAUAAAAGUGAUAUAAUUUUCACUCUAUACGGCCAUUGUGUAGAUGAUUCAUGCACUACUCCUUCACUGGUUAAUAAUUUUGAUAAAUUGCCCUCCUCUUCAGACAUCACUGCUAAAUCAUCCUCAAAUCAAAAACGUCUCGACAUUCCAACUCCUUCAAUCCCAACUCCUUCAAUUCCUGAUAUUCCAUCUAGUGUAGAACCGGCUGUUUCGGCCGUUAGUAGUGAUGUCACCAAUGCUGCAAAUACUGCUGCAAGUACUGCUGCGGAUAUUGCUGCAAAAGCUCCGGGUUUAUUAUCUGAAUUAUUAAGUGCUUUCGAUAAUUUUAAACCAAGAAGUCCUACUGCUAACAUUUCGGGUUUUUUUUCAAUUCCUUAUUUAAUAGCUUUAAUAUUUAAUGUAAUUUCUUUACCUUUAUUAUAUUUUCAUUUUACAAUUAUUGCUGCUUUACUCAUAUUGUCUUCUACCAUACUUAAUACCAUUGCUUGUUUUUUUGAUCUCUUACUUUUUGUUUGGGUAUUUGAUCUUAUUUCUAUUAUUCCUGGUAUUGGAAGUCAAAAUACUGGUCCUGGCAUUUACUUGGCUACUAUGAGCGCUUCUUUUCUAACUGUUGCCACUAUAUUAUUAUGUAUUAGCUCAUGUAGUUCGGCUAUCAAGAGCACUAGUAAAUGCUUAAAAAAAUUAAGAAAGACAAAAGUUAAUGAUGCUGAAAAAGGGGAUCAAUACCCUUAUUUUUAA
Dentiscutata erythropus is the source of this 1041-nucleotide messenger RNA. The record is from the annotation of a GenBank genome assembly. Lineage: Eukaryota; Fungi; Glomeromycota; Glomeromycetes; Diversisporales; Gigasporaceae.